This is a messenger RNA of Juglans microcarpa x Juglans regia, 1628 nucleotides long. Its product is annotated as pto-interacting protein 1-like. The transcript has 8 exons. Lineage: Eukaryota; Viridiplantae; Streptophyta; Magnoliopsida; Fagales; Juglandaceae. The record is from RefSeq and is a predicted model, not a curated record. Gene Ontology annotation, biological process: protein phosphorylation. Bases 346 to 1431 code for a protein of 361 amino acids. Gene Ontology annotation, molecular function: protein kinase activity; ATP binding.
AUAUUUUAGGACCCACAAUGGCAUCGUCAUGAAGUAACCUACCGGGAAGGCAAACUGCGUUGAAGAGAUGCUCACUUGCGAUAUUUUUUGUUUCUAAUACAAUUCGAAAGAGGGAAGUCAAGGACUCUGACUUUCAAGUUGCAACUUCCUAAAAAUUUCCUGGCAGUUCUUUUUCCUCUCUAGCCCUGUCUUUCAAUCUUGACCGGGUUCAGAAUAUUUCGCGCCCUCUAUAAACUGAUAAAGGAGCACACUUUUAAGGUUUUUAGUGAAAGAGCAAUUUGCAAGCAUCAUCUAUUCCCACCAAAAGAAAAGUAAAGUUGAGAUCUUCCUGUUGGAGAAAGGACAAUGAGCUGCUUCGGCUGUUGUAAAGAAAAUGAUAUGCAUAGAGCUGCUAAUACUAAACAGUUCGUGGGAAAUAAUUCAACAGGCAUUAAUCAUAGUUAUCUGGCCAAGGAAUCUGUGCCAAAAGAUACACGGCCUGUAACUAUGCAACCUAUCGCUGUCCCUGCCAUUCCGCUAAAUGAGUUGAAGGAUAUUACAGAUAAUUUUGGUACAAAGGCCUUAAUUGGCGAGGGCUCAUAUGGAAAAGUAUAUCAUGGUGUCCUAGCUAGUGAGCAGGCUGCAGCCAUAAAGAAGUUAGAUUCCAGCAAACAACCUGCCCAAGAAUUUCUAGCGCAGGUCUCCAUGGUAUCAAGACUAAAACAUGAAAAUGUUGUUGAACUUCUUGGUUAUUGUGUUGACGGUACUCUCCGUAUCCUUGCAUACGAGUAUGCUCCUAAUGGUUCUCUUCACGAUAUACUUCAUGGACAAAAAGGUGUCAAAGGAGCACAACCAGGCCCAGUUCUGUCAUGGGCACAAAGAGUUAAAAUUGCUGUUGGGGCGGCAAGGGGACUUGAAUAUCUACAUGAACAGGCAAAAACUCAUAUCAUCCAUUGUGAUAUCAAGUCCAGCAAUAUACUGUUAUUUGAUGAUGAUGUUGCAAAGAUGUCUGAUUUUGAUUUAUCAAAUCAAGCACCUGAUAUGGUUGCACGUCUUCAUUCCACUCGUGUUCUCGGAACAUUUGGUUAUCAUGCACCUGAAUAUGUGAUGACUGGAAAUCUGAGUUCAAGGAGUGAUGUUUACAGCUUUGGUGUUGUCCUGCUUGAACUCUUGACUGGUCGUAAACCUGUUGAUCACACGCUACCACGUGGACAGCAGAGCCUUGUGACAUGGGCAACACCAAAACUCCAUGAAGAUAAGGUGAAUCAAUGUGUUGAUGCCAGACUCAGUGGAGAAUAUCCUUCCAAGGCAGUCGCAAAGAUGGCUGCCGUUGCUGCCUUGUGUGUGCAAUAUGAAGCUGAUUUUCGGCCAAAUAUGAGCAUUGUAGUUACAGCUCUACAGCCUCUAUUGAACACACGGUCCGGGACUCCAGUUGCAAAACCGAUCUUGUGAAUUCUUCCUUGACGCCUUGAUCUUCCUUGCAGGGUACGUUGUUGAAAUUUGUGUUGUAUACAGGGUGUUUCGAGUCCAAUUUCAUUGUAUGGUAACUUUUAUUUGGUGAAGCUUACUUGACCUUUGUUUGUAAUCUACGUAAUGUUUCUGACUCCUAGAGUUUUAAGUCUCUGAGAAAUUGAGAAUGUUACCUUGCA